Molecule: messenger RNA, 1098 nt
Organism: Ostreococcus tauri
Lineage: Eukaryota; Viridiplantae; Chlorophyta; Mamiellophyceae; Mamiellales; Bathycoccaceae
Product: Endonuclease/exonuclease/phosphatase
Exons: 1
Coding region: 1-1098 (365 amino acids)
Molecular function (GO): catalytic activity
Source: RefSeq, a predicted model, not a curated record
AUGGCCGCGCGGACGCUCGCGUGCGUCGCGAUACUCGCCCUCGCGCUCGCGGUCGACGCGUCGAAUAUAUGUGCAUCCUUGGACGCGUCGUUGACGGUGGGUGAUCGACGAACGAACGCCGGGUCGGCGCGUUUGCGAGUCGGUGCGUUUAACGCGAGGUGGUUAUUCGAUGGUGUUUCCGACGUCAGCGCGUCGCCGUACGCGAACGGCGAGGCGAACGCGGCGCGAGAGCACGGACGGAUGGUGAAUGAGGUUAUUCGCGCGAUCGACGCCGACGUCGUGGUGUUGACGGAGACGGAGACGUGCGAGACCUUGGACUGGGCGCGCGAGGGGACGCCGAACGUCGCGCGCGCGUUGGUCAAGGGAACGGACACGGCGACGCAGCAACAGAUUGGGAUAUUGUCGAAGAUAUCGUUCGUGGAAGAGCCUUGGAGAAGGGAGGAUCGAGCGGAUUACGACGCGGCGACGUCGGCGUGCGGGUACUCGGGGAGUAAGAAUAGCGGGGUGUCAAAGCACGCGGUGGCUCGAUUUAAAGUGGGCGCGCGCACGGUGGCGCUCAUCGGUGCGCAUUUGAAGGCGAAUCCGACGCAAUCGAGCAGUUGUGCGCAGCGUGAAGCUCAAGCGGAAGUUCUGCGAUCGAUCGCGCGAGAGCGGUUCGAGGCGGGAGACGCGGUGAUCGUCGCGGGUGACCUGAACGAUUACAGCGAUUUACACGUCGACGCCGGUAACAAUUCACCGACGUCGCGCGUGUUAAGAAUGCUUCGCGACUUGAAUAACGACGGAGUGGACGAACUUCAGGAAGUGGGAGAACUCGUCGCGGUGAGCGAUCGAUACACGUGGCGAUCGGGGAGUUCAAAGGCAAAACUUGACUACAUCUUGGUCAGCAGGAGCGAUUUCGAUCUCGUCAGCGCGUCGAUACAGCACGAUCUCGUAAACGCGAGCGUAUCCGAUCAUUUCCCCUUGCUCGCUAUCGUCGAUGUAUUGACGACGAGAGACACGAGCAGAUUGCUCGCAUCGACGGCGAAUGCGACGAGCGCGAGUGCGACUUUAUACAUCGCUGCGCUCACAGCAGUGCUCACAAUUUAUCUCGUCAAGUAG